ACAAGCGAACAACACAUCGCUACAAUGGUGGUCAAAUUCCAAGUAUAUAAGAAGAGCUCUCCCAAUGAAAAGAUCACGGUGUACCUUGCCAGGAGGGACUACAUCGAUCACGCUACGCACGUCGAUCCCAUCGAGGGCGUGCUCUCGCUGGACCCGAACUACGUGCAGAACCGCAACGUGUACGUGCAGAUCGUGUUGCAAUUCCGAUUCGGCCGUGAAGACGAUGAGUCCAUGGGGUACACCUUUCUGAAGACGCUGUACAUCGGCAACACUCAGGUUUACCCGCCCGUUGCCGACAUUACGCCUUCAGAGAUACAGAGGAACCUCAUGGCCAAGCUGGGCAACUUCGCGUUCGCCUUCAGUAUCGACUUCCCGAAGCUGGCCUCGCCCUCCUACUCUUUGCAACAGGGAUGGGACGACAUGGGCGCGCUCACCGGCAUCGAGUACGAGCUCAUGGCCUAUGUUGGCGCCAACGAGAGCGAUAUCCAUAAGAGGAGCACCUCGCGCCUCUCGGUGCGCCGUCUCGUGGAGUGCCCCAAGGCCCUGUACCAGAUGCCUCCUCCCCGCAGCAGCCUCUCCAAGACCUUCUUCACGUGCUCGGGCUCCCUCUGCAUCCGGGCCAGCCUGCCCGCCCCCGUGUUCCGCCCGGACGAAGACGUCCCCGUCAGCAUUAUCAUCAAGAAUCAGACGUCGCGGGAAGUGAAGAGGCUCAAGGUGAAGGUGGUUCAGCAGGCGCAAGUGCCGAUGUUCAGCCUGAAGGAGGUGAAGGAACAAACCCUCAUUAAGACAGACGAGCCAAUCACCUUGGCUCCCGGGGCGUCGAUCGUGCGUGACGUCACCCUCAUGGUCACAGCGCCCGCUAAACCGAAGCACGGCGAAGUGUUCCUGCAGGCGAAGAAGAAAUCCGACGACCCCGACGUCAUGGCGCCCUCCACCAUCCCCAAUCCGAACGUGGACUUCGCUGACAUCUUCGGCAUCCACGUGAACUACGUAGUCAGAGUGAAAGCCGUGUUCGGGGCGCUGACGGGCGACGCCGUUCUCGACCUGCCCUUCACACUGGCCAUCGAGCACUAGAAAAGACGUCGGCGCCAUCUUGUUCCUCCUCUGCGACAUCACAGGUCUUUAGAAUUACAUCUCAUUGCGUAAUACUUCUUAACAUUAUUGAAAUUUAAGACUCUUUCGCAAGAAAGCCUUUCGUAAGCGGUGGAGAGCGAGAAGGAAAAUCUGGUGUCGUUUUGUUUGUUUAUUGGUUUAUUUUCGUCUAAAGACUGGUAGACGCAUCUUUGUAAUUAUUUAAGUAUCCACGUUCCAUGCAGACAAACACAUCAAUGUUUUGUUACUUUUUCAUAGAUAUCAGUAUCAACGAAAUGACACUGAUUAUAUUUCCUAUCUUUCAUAAAAGAUCAUCAAUAUCUACCUUUUGACAUUUUCCUUUUAAAAUCCUAGUCACAUAUCUGAGCUAGAUUGCUGUAAGAUUUAUCAUGUAUAAUAUCAUUACCAAAAUAUGAAAUGAAGUUCACCUUAUUGCCUUAUUAUUAUUGUAAUAGCUAGUGCCUUUAUCAACCUUAUAUUAUUUGUUGAUAAUCUCUCCCCUACUAACAGCAUUGUGUUACCAGUCUAGCGCACUGUUUAUGGUGUAUGUAACCAAUAGGUUCUUAUAAAUGGUGUAAUAUAAAAAGACUCUGCUAGGUAAUUUUUUUCUUUAAGUUAGCAUUACUGAUUAUCGACUAAGCAAAUCUGUUUUUAUAUUAAUGAUUAUGGAUACUCUGCUUAGUAGAUUAACACAUUAUCCUCUUUUUCGCUUUGUUUGUUUUGAUUCUGACUUGUCUAUAUUAAAGAUGUAUAUACUUAUGUAAUGACAGCAAUUACUAUGCAGGCAAAUUAUCACAUAUGGACUUUUGCCGCAGACGUCAGUGUUAGAAUAAAAAACGUUCACCGGAAGGUUUUACCGUGUGUGUGGCAGAAACAUACUUGAUACAGCCAACACAAACGUUAACGAACGCACCAUUUAAUGUGAUAUCCUGUAUUUGUCUACUUAUGUAUGUAUGUGUUCAGUGACGGGGCUUAAUGGAUGUGGCGCGGUUGACAUUUCGUCCAGGUUGAGUUAUAUAAUAAAAUAAAACAAUAACUGAAAGUGAGAAAUGAUUUAAUCUUUACAAAUGAAAGAAACUCAGCGCGGCAACGAAUGAAACUGAAACACGCACACGACUUCGUCUCUGUGGAGCGACGCAGACUGCCUUUCCUGAAACAGCGGAGACAGAACCCGCCGCGGCAAGUCUCGCGGACCUCUGGAUGAGGAUGUAGUCGAAUAAAUUGCCCUGAACCGUU
This is a messenger RNA of Penaeus chinensis, 2328 nucleotides long. RefSeq names its product arrestin, lateral eye-like. NCBI's taxonomy places the organism in Eukaryota, Metazoa, Arthropoda, Malacostraca, Decapoda, Penaeidae. The coding region runs from base 25 to 1074 and encodes 349 amino acids. Gene Ontology annotation, biological process: signal transduction; G protein-coupled receptor internalization. The transcript is spliced from 8 exons. Gene Ontology annotation, cellular component: cytoplasm. The record is from RefSeq and is a predicted model, not a curated record. Gene Ontology annotation, molecular function: G protein-coupled receptor binding.